Messenger RNA from Daldinia decipiens, 1159 nucleotides. RefSeq lists its product as uncharacterized. The transcript has a single exon. The record is from RefSeq and is a predicted model, not a curated record. Bases 132 to 1013 code for a protein of 293 amino acids. NCBI's taxonomy places the organism in Eukaryota, Fungi, Ascomycota, Sordariomycetes, Xylariales, Hypoxylaceae.
CGUAAGCAUUUACUAGCAUUUACUAACCUAGGCUUAGCAAUGAUGGCCUUAACAAUGUUUUUCGCUUCAGCAUCAACGACAAUUCGAGAGACGAAGAACUCGGGAUUAUUUGGACCGAGGCCGACGAGGCGAUGGUCACGGCUAGAGUGGACACAGCCUAUCUACCAAAGUUUUGGAAGAUGAUGAUUCACCUUUUCAAGAGAAGCCCUUCCGACCUCUUCACCUGGGGUUUACGAAUCGGCGACAACGAGGACGAGAUCCUAAGAGACCUUUGUGAGAUCUUACCUCACGAAAUCUGGAUGUCCAACUUGUCGGUACUCAGAUAUUGUCUACAGAAGGCAAUAUAUCUUAGAGUCAAGAAUCAUGCCCAGCCCUUCGGUUUCUUCAAGGGCAUAUUCUUGAAGCCAAUCAAUAACCUCGAAAAGUGCUUAAGCAAUAUCGAGGCACAUAAGCGAGAUGCAGAACUCGCAGAUAGAGUCUUUAAGGCAUGGAUGGCCACUGCACAAGACAUAGAGACAUCAGUCGCGGCAUUCAUGUGGGAGCUCGAGAACAUCGUCAAAGGGACGGAAGUAGUCGGAACUCUAAAUGAGGAGAGGUUCUUCAUUCUACAGCAGGUCGAUGUCUUCAACAUCCGAAAGGCCCUCGACGCCCUCCACGACAAGGGUAUAUAUCCUCUUAGGGUCGACAUGAAAUAUGUUACCUAUAUCCGAUCUUACGCUGGUCAGUGGCCUACAUUCGAGCCAUAUACCCAGGAGAUGCUGAAGAUCUGCGAGAAAGUAGCUAUCCUCAACCGACGACGUGCCCGUGCAAUGGGUCUACCAGAUAUUCCUGUAGCCCGACACGAAGUCUUCACGCGUAUCCCCUUCUGGAACAGCUCCAAGUGCGACGAUAAGCGGUUCAAGGAGGUGAUGUUCCAAUACGGCGACUUGUGGACCCUAUAUUCCACAGCACCUAUCCCCGAACAGCAGGCUCACGAAGAGGCGGCGGACAACGCGGACAUGGAAGAACUCUGAUGGCCAGUGAGGAAGUAGGUCAUCUCACACAUGGAGGAGGGAUGUAGUAAUCCGAUCUCGUCUGAACAGAUACUGGGCUUCAACAGUGGUGGACUCAUUUAGCAAUUGGCUGAGCAGUUACGUCACUUUGUAGUAUCUGCAUAGAC